UCCAACAUGUACUUGGGAAAGCUAAUUUCGUUUUUAGACCCAGUUCUUCCCAGUAUAUCCUGUACUGACUUUGCAAGGUGUUGGCACGCUCAGACAGACGGCUGGGCGGCAUCGACAUUCCACAGCAACUGCGAUGGGAGGGGACCCACGGUGACAAUCAUCAAAGUGAACAGCUACAUCUUUGGUGGAUAUACUGACGUGUCCUGGGGUGGAGCUGGUUCUUGCGCAGGUUAUUCUUCCUCCAGUAAGGCGUUUACCUUCUCUCUCUAUAACGACAGAGGAUACAAUGCUGUGAAGCUGACGCAAUACCGAAACCAGCAAUAUGCGAUGUACAGAUGUAAUACGUAUGGACCUACCUUUGGUGGUCCAGGGUAUCAUGAUAUCUACAUAUCCAACGACGCUGGGAAUGGCCAAAACUCUUACACCUUAUGCGGUAAAACGUACUCGACGCCCACAGGGUACUCAACUGGAAACUGUGGUUUUUUUACAGGGGGGUAUAAUUUUUCUCCAACGGACAUAGAAGUAUUCUAUGAAACAGGUAAUUAAAAAAAAGACACCUUUUCAAGGAUAAAUAAUUAAUGAGACGUGUGGCAAAAUCAAUUCGUGGAAUGUAGAAUUAUUCUCUAAAAGAUGUGUUGCUGGAGUACGAAUAGCUUACCUU
Molecule: messenger RNA, 661 nt
Organism: Stylophora pistillata
Lineage: Eukaryota; Metazoa; Cnidaria; Anthozoa; Scleractinia; Pocilloporidae
Source: RefSeq, a predicted model, not a curated record